Penicillium concentricum is the source of this 417-nucleotide messenger RNA. RefSeq lists its product as uncharacterized. The record is from RefSeq and is a predicted model, not a curated record. Bases 1 to 417 code for a protein of 138 amino acids. The transcript is spliced from 2 exons. NCBI's taxonomy places the organism in Eukaryota, Fungi, Ascomycota, Eurotiomycetes, Eurotiales, Aspergillaceae.
AUGUCUCUCAAAUUAACUCUCGAAGAAACCGCUGCCGGCUGGAUCUCGGAUCUAGAAAGCCGUUCGCUAGACAAUGUCGUAUCGCGGUGGACUGAUGACAUCCAUUACACUCUCCACCCAGAUGUUGAGGGGGUUUUCCCAAUGACUAGGGAACAAUUCCGAACAUACGAUAGAGCCGCAGGCUUCUUCAAGCUUUUGAAAUGGUUCAAGAUUAGCAUCAACGAGAUGUUCACAGAUGAAGAGAAAAGGACAGUCACGAUGCUUUGCAGCAGCAAGGGCGAAUUAGAAGCCGGUCCAUAUGGUACUGACUAUGUCUUCGUGCUUACCAUGACAGAGGAUGGAACAAAGAUCAAGAAGCUGUCGGAGUGGCCGGACUUUCACAAAGUGCAGACGGUACUCAGCAAAACCCUGGCCUAA